AUUUUCUAUGACAAAUUCCUUCGUUUCCCUCCGAUUAUCUCGAAUAGUGUGUGAUAAAAAUCAUGAUUGCAUCUAUGCAAUUUUCGAGCCUCUUCCUCGAACAUGUCCAAUAUCACGUUCAUUGCGGAGGUGGCGUCGAAGACGUCGUUAUUCGUCCAACAAUUACGAGGCGGACAAUAAAGUGAUUAUCGUCAGCUAAUGAAACUGGUAGACCCUCGACCUUCAGCAGAUCGCUCGGCGGGACGAAGUAAAACAGUCUUGGCUGUCACACACAACCGUUCACGCGAACGAUUCUCGUCCGAAGUCGCCGAUCGCGGAACAAGCAUGCCCGGCGGCGUCGUCUUCUUGGUCUGCAUACCCACCUUGAGUUACGAGCACGAGCUUGUGUUUGGCGUGCCGUUGAAGCGUUCCAAGAAGACCGAGAGGAGCAAGAGUAAAGUCGCUAUACCCGUCGGGCCGAAGGUGGAUCUGCGUCUGAAGGAAGUGAGAUCGCACCCACAGCUGCUCACCUUCGAUAACGGCCAUUACGACGAUGACGAUGACGACGACGACAUCGGUAUUGACACCAGGAGACAACGCGCUCGAGGAUACUCCGCGCGAACGAAAUCGCCAGUCUUCGUGUCGAUGGAAACGGUUCUGGACGAGCUCCUAAAAAAGCUGAAGGUGGAGCACGUGGUGUGGUGCAAAGAUAAAGAAGAUAUGUAUUACGAGGUGAUCUUUCCGGUGCCCGCUGGUGAGCCCUGCGAGAAUUGCAUACACUGUCUGACCGAAAUGGGUAUCGGAGUCAAGAUGAACUCGAUCGUAAGCGUGAUCCCGACGCAGUGUACGUACAGCGGUGUGAACGCUACAGGACCACCAGCUAUCAAGGACGACGAUAUUCGCAGACGAAAGGAGGCGGAGGAUCAUAGCAAUGCAUGGGACGAUUUCGUGGGAUCGAUCAGGUCGAAGUUGACGGUGAAGCAGGUGGUCGAUGGAGUUCGCAGCGGUGGCGAUCUCAGCUUCGACUACGUGCUGCUGGUGUUAACCGCGGACUGCCUCGCUGCGCUCGGACUCGUCGAGAACAGUGCGACUAACGUCGUCGCGGCUAUGCUGGUGUCACCUCUCAUGGGACCCGUGAUGUCGCUAACUUUUGGAACCAUCAUAGCCGAUAGGGAUCUGCAGUUAGUCGGCCUGAAAAGCUUGAUGCUCGGCAUCUUCCUGUCGAUACUCUUUGGCUUCAUCUUCGGCCUCAUCCUCGGCACAACGCAGAUGCCGUGGGGCUAUAAUGACUGGCCAACUGACGAAAUGAAGGGCAGAGGCAACUACAGAUCGCUAUGGAUGGGUGUUCUGUGGGCUUUGCCAUCCGGCACGGGUGUCGCGGUCGCCUUGCUGCAAGGCAGCAAUGGACCAUUAAUUGGCGUCGCCAUAUCAGCCUCAUUACUGCCGCCGGUUGUUAACUGCGGUCUAUUUUGGGCUCUCGGCUGUAUAUGGCUCAUUUACCGACCCAUAAAAAUGCCCCACAUCAAGGGCGAGUCCUACACGGACUUUAAUAGCUCGUACAAGUACGUCUACACCGAUUAUCUGCCCGUCGAAUUCUUCUGCAAUGGCAUUAUCAGCGCGUGCUUGACGUUUAUCAACGUAAUGUGCAUCUUUAUUACGGCAAUAAUAGUUCUGAAGAUUAAAGAAGUGGCCGCGCCAUACACAUCCACGCCCGAGUUGCGCCGAUUUUGGGAGCACGACAUCCGUCUGGUUCGCGAUAAAAAUAUCUCGAGGGAUAACAGUUCAGUCGAUUCAAGUUACUACGAGGGGCUGAGUAAAGUUAAACAAAGAGCACUGGAACGUACACUUAACGAGGCAGUGAGGGAAGCAAUGGACGAUGAGACUUUCAGGAAAGUACAACGACUCAGUUAUGGGCAACAUGGACCGGAGGAGAUCGGAUCUCGGCUUGGUCUUCAUAAUCGCGGGAACACGAGUAGAGGCAAUACGAAGAAGAAUGAGAGUAUUGAGGAGAUAGGCGCGGAUCUACGCUCGCGUAUGGAUCGAUUGACGAAUUCUGGCAACACGAGCGAAGAUUUGGCUGCUUUGGACCGAUUGAUAACUUAUCUCUUAGGUCAACCGAGUAAUCCCGCCGGUAACAACUUGGACUCGUGGAGACGUUCGCGUCGUGCUAGUGCGCGAGGAUACCGGCAAUUACGUGGCACCGCCGCGGAUGCCGCGGAAACUGGUAGCGUCGGUGCUAGUAUCGGCACGACGCCACUUUAAAUAGAUCACAAAAUACGCUCCGCAAACGUCGGAA
This is a messenger RNA of Odontomachus brunneus, 2275 nucleotides long. RefSeq lists its product as uncharacterized. The transcript is spliced from 12 exons. The record is from RefSeq and is a predicted model, not a curated record. Lineage: Eukaryota; Metazoa; Arthropoda; Insecta; Hymenoptera; Formicidae. The coding region runs from base 199 to 2241 and encodes 680 amino acids.